Molecule: messenger RNA, 966 nt
Organism: Nerophis lumbriciformis (worm pipefish)
Lineage: Eukaryota; Metazoa; Chordata; Actinopteri; Syngnathiformes; Syngnathidae
Source: RefSeq, a predicted model, not a curated record
AUGCACUCGUCAGUCCGAGAAAUCCUCAUCUCAUCCGAGCCGGACUCCCCCUACUUCCUCCGCGUGGACGGGAGCGGUUGGGACACUGCGUCCGGCUUCCGGCUGCUGCUAAGCGACGGACGCCACGCGUGGAGAGGUGAAGCGAGCGAGGCCUCUGUGUGCCAGGAGGCGGCGGAACUAGAGAUGCCCGAAGACAAGUACAUUCAGGACCUACGGGAGGCGCUCACAGGGGAGGGUAGCCCGGCCUCUUACCGCUUGACAUUGUUGCCGUCACCACCCGACGGCGGCGCCGAGCUCACGCUGACCUACCACAAAGUCCAGAAGGACAUCUCGUUCAGGUUGGGCUCGGUGAUGCUGAACCCCGUUCCGGAGCCGCGGGAGGCCGUGAGAGCUUUGCUGACUUACAGUCUGGAGAGAGGAACCUCUCUGGAGCGCCAUAACCAGGAGCUCCGGGAGCAGAACCGACGGCUGGGACGAGAACACGGCCGCAUCGCCGCAGAGCUAAAGCGCUACGCAAUCGGGAGAGAGGAGCUGGAGACGGAACUUUACUCUCGCUUUGUCGUGGUCCUCAAUGAAAAGAAAGCGAAAAUCCGCAGCCUGCAGGAAAAGCUCAAGGCGCUACAGGAAACAACCUGAACCGAAGUCGGUUUUUCGGGCAGGAGCGACAAGACUGAUCCGGAAAACGACGAGUACGCUGGCAGCACCGAUGAAGACGCCGAAGCUGCGCCAGAUGCCGCUGCGGCAGCGGCUUCUGACGAGGCGAGGCCCAGCUCCCCCACCCCGUUGGACGACAUAACGGACGUGGCGCCCAAUCGGAAGCGGCGUUUCCGCCACCGGGGAGCCCCUGCGGACACGGCCGUCAAGCGACCGCAUGCAAGGAACACCCCACUGGCGGCAACCGAUCCGCAGCCGUCGCUGCCGCUGCGCCGCCCGGAUGAAGAGGAGGACCUCUUUGAGGACUUCUAA